Molecule: messenger RNA, 264 nt
Organism: Mesocestoides corti
Lineage: Eukaryota; Metazoa; Platyhelminthes; Cestoda; Cyclophyllidea; Mesocestoididae
Source: the annotation of a GenBank genome assembly
AUGCGACUUCACAUCAGACAACUUGACCUGCCGUCGAUCUCGCUGAAGGUGAAAAUGAUCGAGCAUUUGCGCUCGCUGAGGGAGAUCCGCCAUGAGAACCUGAACCUCUUCAUCGCCUGCUACAUCGACGCCGAGUCCUUCAGCUACGUCUACGAGCACUGCAACAGAGGCAGUCUGCGGUCAGUCAUAGCCAAUGCAUCGAUAAACCUCGACUGGGAAUUCAGAGUCUCGCUGAUCAAUGACCUGAUACGGGUACGUCAGUAG